CAGAGCCACAGUUGUCUAUUUUUAUUACUUUUGUGAGCUCCCUGGCAGAAGGGAGAGGGCACAUUACCCUUUGACCAAGAAGGGCUGGGCCAGCAUUAGGGUGGGGUGCUGCUCUUAUACUCAUUACCUGUAGUCCUGAUACCUGUGCUAAACCUGGGUGUUGUUUCCGGCCUAUCCUGGGCAAUCACAAGGGUUUCUUCUGUGGGCUGGUGUUGGAAGCACCACCAACAGGUGCUGUGGGGGCUGUGCGGAGGCGGGGCCUUCGCUUCCGGUUCCGGUUGCGGCUCAGGGAGGGAGGGCGAGAUGCUGCAGACGCGGAUGGGGCGAGUUGGGGCUGCAUUCCUGCGACUCAAAAUCGCUGCGCGAACCAUGACUGGAGCUCCCACCAUCUUGCUCCCUGAACUCCGCUCGCUCCUAGCCUCGGGUCGGGUCCGUCUCUUCGAUGUGCGAUCUCGCGAGGAGGCGGCAGCUGGGACCAUCCCUGGGGCGCUCAACAUCCCUGUGUCUGAGUUGGAAAGUGCCCUGAAGAUGGACCCAGAUGCUUUCCAAACUUUGUACUCUGCUGAGAAGCCAAAGCUGGAAGAUGAGAAUCUUGUUUUCUUCUGUCAGCUGGGCAAGAGGGGCUUCCAGGCCACGCAGCUGGCCCUGGGCCUUGGAUACACAGGAGCUCGAAACUACGCUGGGGCCUAUAAAGAAUGGUUGGAGAAAGAGGGUUAGAUAGAAAGUGACUUGAAUGCCUGGGUCCCUCAUGUCCACCUUAACUAAGAAUGAUGAAGGGGUUGACUUGCUGGAUAACUCCUUAUAGCAUUUUGCACACAAAAGCAUCCAAUAA
Molecule: messenger RNA, 832 nt
Organism: Castor canadensis (American beaver)
Lineage: Eukaryota; Metazoa; Chordata; Mammalia; Rodentia; Castoridae
Gene: Tstd1
Product: thiosulfate sulfurtransferase like domain containing 1
Cellular component (GO): cytoplasm
Molecular function (GO): thiosulfate-thiol sulfurtransferase activity
Source: RefSeq, a predicted model, not a curated record